Spodoptera frugiperda (fall armyworm) is the source of this 2178-nucleotide messenger RNA. RefSeq lists its product as uncharacterized. The record is from RefSeq and is a predicted model, not a curated record. Bases 103 to 1839 code for a protein of 578 amino acids. The transcript has 3 exons. NCBI's taxonomy places the organism in Eukaryota, Metazoa, Arthropoda, Insecta, Lepidoptera, Noctuidae.
GUUUGAGAAGCAUUGAAGCGGACGUCUUCAAAUCACAACAACAUUCGCGCGACAGCAGCGCAGACGUCGCUACGACGUUUGACAGUCGUGUACUGUGCGAGAAUGUGGCGAGAGUGUGGUGUCCUUAUGUUGGUGUGUGUAUUUGGUGCUGGGAGUCUAAGUGGACGAGGUUUCUUCUGCCGUGACCCAGAGACAGGCAAGCUUCACGGCGUGAACACAACUUGGCCCUCAACAUCGUUCUGCGGUAACUACCACUGUAAACUUAAAAGGAAAAAUAUGACAGGAACUAACUAUGCACCGCUCAGAUUAUUAAAUGUUACAACUGUCAGUUUAGAAAACCAGAAUAUUAGUGUAAUAGAAUUAAAGAAGAAUGUUUCUGAGAAUGAAACUAGCACCAAAGAAAGCGUAAAAUUGAAUAAGAAACCUCAUUCUAAUAUUAUAAACGGUAUACUUUCACUACAAGCGAACAAAGAGAACAAAGUAGAAGAUACUCACGAUGAUAAAAACGUUUCUGAUAAAGACAGAUAUUUGUCAGAAAAGGAAAUAAGAAGUCUGACAGAAAUGUUACACACAGUUAAGAAAAGUGAUCUAGAUGCCAUAGUAGAAAUAUACAAUUUAGCGCAAGAUAUUUAUAAAGAAAUCGAUAAAACAAGCACAGAAAAAACACAGGAAGAAACAAAGAGUGAUAUGAAAAAUGUUGAAAAAGAAAAGAAUGAGUUGGAAAAUCCAGUGAAGCCGACUAAAGAUGUUUCGUAUUGGUAUGAACCUUUAGCUAGUAAUAAAAUGCGAGCAGCAGAGCCGGUGCACCCUGGAGCGCCAAGAAUCGGAACGAUAAGACAUGAUAUUUUUCCCGGAAUACCACCAGCCUUACCUGUCACUGCACAAAUAAUGCCUGCCGUAGCGGACGCAGCACCACAAACUGUACAGAAUCCUAUACAAACGACACCAACAUCAACGACACUAAUAGGUACUCUUACACGCAAAAAUGUGCGAACAAAUAUGGAAUCAUUUUUCGAAAAUGGCCCUCUAAGUUCAAAGGAUUUUGGUAAGCUGCCGUACUACUAUCACUUGUCGCAUUUUCAAAGAUCUUCUUCAUACAAACAUGAUCGAAACAAACCGAAGCCAGUCAGCAAAAAGACACACCAUCUGCCACAACCGACGCACAAAACUAUCACGUACAAGCCUUUGUUCUCUGGAGGGAAGUACCAGAAGGAGAUAAAGCCAUCAAUUCUACUGCCAUACCCAUUCUCGAACAUAAUCCAUUACAAUUGGUCGGUGCCACAAAUUCCACGCAAGAAUGUGUACCACAGAAGCCACGUAUACGAUCAAGUAGAAUCGCUGAACACAAAUCCAACCCUGAAUACUAAUCCAGUCAAGCAACUAGUAAACAGUAACGCUAUUCUCAUGAAUCCAGAUUUGGAGAACUUUCAAGAUUUACAAAUGAAGCCUUCUAUGUUGGUAAAGAAAAGUGUGGACUUUACAAAGAAAGAUGAAGUGAGGAUGCCUGACUGGCAAUCAGAUCCGCUGCCGCAGCAGAUUUUGGAAGAAGUGAGAGCUCACAUUCAGGAGAAACAGAAGAUGUUUCUCCAUCCCUUUCCUUUACGUAAGAAGGCGAAAUUGGAGAGAGUGGUGAUGAACUUGGAUGAGAUAAAGAGAACCAAGAGAUGGGCGACGCAGAAUGAGCCAGUUGAACAGAAGUCAGAUUUAGAACCAGAACUAUACGAAGUAUAUAUCGAAAGAACAACGUGUAAUUCUGACUACUCCGUCCCAGGCUUCUUUCGCUAUGGGAACCUGAGCCAGCCCUACCCAGAAUGCUGCCCACAAAGAAUACCCACAUGAUAAGCCAUAAAAUAAAUAUGCUAGAUAAUAAAAUUGUACAUAAUUAAUUAUUAUUAAUUCAAUAAUUUAAUUAUAAUUAUGUCAUAAAUUUAAAAUUAAUUUACGAAAUAAUAAUUUUAAUAUUUAUUGACUGUUACACUGUAUGAUUUAUUAUCUUAUUUUACUAAUGUUAUAAAUGUGAAUGUUUGUCAGUUUAUGUAUUUGUGUGUAUGUUUUUUAGUCAAUCACGUCAAAACGGCUGAAGGUAUCGGGAUGAAAUUUAGAACAUGGGUAGGUUAGGAUCUGGAAUAAAAUAUAGAAUGCUGGCAGAAGUUAGUUUUUUUUUUAAACAGUUCAAGA